AUGUUUAAUAGGACCUACCAACUUGAGCAACUGGCCACUGGCCAGGAUUGUAUUUUCAGAUACGACCCAGAGUCCUUUAUAUUGCCCACCGACAACAAUUUGAUGCAUAACAACGAAGCUGGAAUAGAUGUUGAGACGACAUUUUCCGCUGAGUUCAAGAUGUUUAUGGACCAGAUUGAGGAUGCCAAAAAGAUGAUAAAGACUAUUGACGAAGGGGCAAAUUCCAUUACAAAGUUGAUGACACUGAGCCACGAUGUUAUGACAAGUAGCCAAAGCUCUAGCGUGAGCUCAAACAUGAAUGCACUGAUUGAUCGCACAAAUCUGGUGUGUACCCAGUGUAAAAACAUAAUUACAAGCCUAGACCAACUAAAGGAACUUGGACAAAGUGAGACUGAGAACAGGAUGCUAACAAACUCGUACAAUGUGGUCAUUAAGCACUUUAAAAACGCCAUGAAACGCUAUCAAGACGCCCAGGACGAGUUCAAAAAAGCAAUCUCGGAUCGAGCAAAGAGUCAGAUUAAACUCAUCUACCCGAACAUGAAGGAUGAUGAAGUUGAUAAAAUCGUCGAGGAUACCAGAGGCUUUCAAACAGUGGAACAAAUCGCACAAUCGAACUUUCUUGAGAAUGUAUCAUUAAGAGAUGCGGUGUCAAAUAUACAAGGGAAAUAUAACGAUAUUCUAGCGCUUGAACAGAGUAUGGAACAACUAAAACAGAUGAUGGUUGAGUUGGCAGGGGUGGUUAGUUACCAGGGCGAACUUAUUGACCAGAUUGAACACAACACUUUGAAGGCUGUUGACUACACUGGAAGAGUAAAUCAGCAGUUACUCAAGGCUAAGGAAAAUAAACGCAAGGGUGGGAAACUCUUGACAUGGUUUACCAUCAUUGUUAUUAUCGUAGGUGUGAGUAUUAUGAUACCCAUUUUACUCAAAAUCACAUAA
Molecule: messenger RNA, 939 nt
Organism: Theileria annulata
Lineage: Eukaryota; Apicomplexa; Aconoidasida; Piroplasmida; Theileriidae
Product: syntaxin-like, putative
Exons: 4
Coding region: 1-939 (312 amino acids)
Biological process (GO): vesicle fusion; exocytosis; intracellular protein transport
Cellular component (GO): SNARE complex; plasma membrane; endomembrane system
Molecular function (GO): SNAP receptor activity; SNARE binding
Source: RefSeq, a predicted model, not a curated record